Molecule: messenger RNA, 387 nt
Organism: Epithele typhae
Lineage: Eukaryota; Fungi; Basidiomycota; Agaricomycetes; Polyporales; Epitheliaceae
Product: Sm-like ribonucleoprotein
Exons: 5
Coding region: 1-387 (128 amino acids)
Biological process (GO): spliceosomal snRNP assembly; mRNA splicing, via spliceosome
Cellular component (GO): U5 snRNP; U4/U6 x U5 tri-snRNP complex; U4 snRNP
Source: RefSeq, a predicted model, not a curated record
AUGUCCGGACGCCAGCAGCGUGUGAUGGUUCAGCCCAUCAACGUGAUCUUCAAGAAUCUCCAGCAGAGGACCAAAGUUGUUAUCUGGCUGUACGACAACAUCGAGAUGCGGAUCGAGGGAACAAUCAUUGCGAUCGCUUCUUCAUUGCACAUGAUACUGCUCGCGAUGGUGUUUCACGCGCUGUCUUCUUUCCAUGAUCCUUUCUUCCUGCAUCCGGACUUUGAGAUCGUGGCUAACCCCAAUUGCUUCCAGGGAUUCGACGAGUUCAUGAACAUUGUGAUAGACGAUGCGGCGGAGGUGUUCGUGAAGGACGCGCAACCACGGCGAGAACUCGGGCGCAUCCUCCUGAAAGGUGAUAACAUCACGCUCAUUCAGCAAGUCGUAUGA